Messenger RNA from Acanthoscelides obtectus, 1668 nucleotides. NCBI's taxonomy places the organism in Eukaryota, Metazoa, Arthropoda, Insecta, Coleoptera, Chrysomelidae. The record is from the annotation of a GenBank genome assembly.
UGAUAUCAUAUAAUGAUAUUUUUUAUCACUAUUAUACAUAUUAUUCAUCAGAUCGUAAAACGAUAAAAUACUUGAAUAAUGUUUAGUUCAUAGAUAAUAUAAAAUCACUAAUCAAGUUUAGUAUGGUACCUUCAAUUCACAGAUCAUGUCUCUUCAGUGUUUAAUAUGUAUUUUCUUGUGUUUCCAAGGUACUUGGUCAUAUAGUAUCAGAGUAUCUGAUACGAAUAGUAACUAUUCGUAUGACUUUACUGACCAAUAUGAAGAUUUGUUUCAAUAUGAAGACGGCAUACUGAGGGAUAGGCUAAAAUCUUUCGUUGAGGGUCAGGGCUACAAAUUUGAGAAGAUCCCUGUAACCACCGAUGAUGGUUAUAUCCUGGAGUUACAUCAUCUUUAUCAAGGCACCUCAAAAAUACCUGUCUUGAUCAUGCCAGGACUGUUGUCAUCGUCGGCAGUUGUUUUGAUUACCGGUAAAAACAGAGCGUUGGCUAUGCGUUUAGUUGAUCAAGGGUAUGAUGUGUGGAUCUGCAAUCCUCGUGGUUCGACCUAUUCUAGGAAGCACAAAACUUUGGAUCCCGAUAAGGAUAAACAGAAAUUCUGGGAUUUCAGUUUUCACGAGUUGGGGUACUACGACACACCAGCAACGAUGGACUACAUUCUGAAUCAUACUAACGCCUCAACUCUCACGUACAUUGGAAUCUCCCAAGGAACCAGCCAGUUCUUUGCAAUGGCAUCUGCAAGACCAGAGUACAACUCAAAGAUCGACAUCAUGAUGGCAAUGGGUCCAGUCGCUUUUAUGAGCCAUGUGAGAGUACCGCUAUUGCACUUUCUCAAGCACCAUAUCGUGUUGAUCGAGUGGCUCCAGAAGAAGUUCCAGGUGUACGAGGUGUACCCACGUUACGGAACGAUUGCGGCAAAUAUAUUCUGCAGAGAUGGAUCGAUGUUCCAGUGGGUAUGCAAGCUGCUUCUCUCCUUACUCCUGGGAUUCGAUUUGAAUAAGUUCGAUUCGAAAUUGUUGCCUGUCAUAUUGGAGAGUCUUCCGUCAAGCGCAUCGUUUAAGCAGUUACAGCAUUAUUUACAAGAGGUUCAAUCAGGGCAUUUCAACCAGUACGAUUAUGGAGUAAUCAAGAAUCUAGAAAUUUAUAACCAGACAAGUCCACCAGAUUACGAUAUUGCAAAAAUUUCUUGUCCAGUUGCGUUGAUGUAUGGGAAACAUGACAGGCUGGCUGUACCAAAGGACAUAGAGAAACUUACUAACAAACUUCCCAACGUGGUCGAGGAGUACAAAAUAGAAAAACCAACAUUCAGCCAUGUUGAUUUCAUGUUCGCCAAAGACAACGAUGCCCUGAUUAACUUCCCCGUUAUCAACAUAUUAAACAAAUACCAUGGAUUACCACUCAUCACAACACCUGCACCUACCACUAUAGCGCCUAUCACUAGACCGUCAUCUACCAAAAGACCAACCUCUGGACUUAGAACUACAGAGGGUCCCUACACGAUGGCGCCUAUCACCAGACGGCCAUCUACCAAAAAGGCCAACCUCAGGACAUAAAACUACAGAACAUCCCCACACUGGAGGUUCUGUCAGUCAGCUAGUUCGUGGAUAUAGCUCUAAUAUGCUAGUAACGGUAGUAGUGAUCUUGAAGAUAAUAAACUUAAUUUAAGAAUUGA